AUGGCUGCAGCCCGCAUCAAGCGCGAACUCGCCGCAGUGGACUCGACCCGUGAUCAAGAAUCCCGUAUCAUUCCUGUCUGCUCAGCAACAAAGGACGAGUGGAAAGCGUACCUGGAGAGCGACGACCAAGAGCUCCGAUGGUUCUGUGAGUGGAUCAACGGUAUGGUUUACAUCGUGCAGCUAUCGGGUGAAGAAGACGAGAGCUUUGCGGAUCUACCCGACUACCAACCUGACGUCGGCUAUGGACCUCUUAACAAUGCAUUGGGGACUGUCUUGCCACGUGGAAUCCAAUCCUACAAGUCGUGGUACACACUCGUGGUCGAAGUCGGGAAAUCGCGUGGCUGGGGGGACGAGAAGGGGUUGCUCGACUGGAAGGCUCGGCAGUGGACCAGGUUCCCAGGAGUGCGGUACAUCCUGUGCGUGGCAGUCACAGACCGUUUGCAAAGCGUCGAGUACAAACUGUACACGGUGGAGCGGGAUUCUGAGUCGAAUCGAGCGCGUUCACUACCCAUUGUCGACCCGCUGCCUGUCGUUGGACCUCACACUGUGGUGACGUUUGACUCGCGCGAGCUGCUGGGCCUGCCGUCUGGAGCCAACGUUCCCCCAAUUGAUGGAGUGCAAUUUCCGGUUCCGACCUACGGCGUCGACCUUUUUGGGAUUCUCUCGCUCCUCAAAGAUUAUUUCGAUUGA
Messenger RNA from Phytophthora sojae, 690 nucleotides. RefSeq lists its product as hypothetical. The transcript is spliced from 2 exons. The coding region runs from base 1 to 690 and encodes 229 amino acids. NCBI's taxonomy places the organism in Eukaryota, Oomycota, Peronosporomycetes, Peronosporales, Peronosporaceae. The record is from RefSeq and is a predicted model, not a curated record.